UUGGCCGAGGCUCGAGCUCAUUCACUUUUACAGCAAUAUUCUAAUCUUUUCUUCCUCCUGCAAUCAGAGCCCAGACAUAUCGCCUCCCUAUGUCGUCUAGUCAGUCUUGCAGAAAUCGAUACCCUCCUCCAAACCGUAAUGUUCACACUGUACGGCAACCAAUAUGAGAGCCGAGAAGAGCAUCUGCUCUUGACCAUGUUCCAGUCCGUUCUAUCAGCGCAGUUCGAGACCGCGACUGAAUUCGGCUCUCUUCUCCGGGCCAAUACGCCUGUCUCGCGAAUGAUGACCACGUACACGCGCCGCGGUCCCGGCCAAAGUUACCUCAAGAGUGUUUUGGCAGAAAGGAUUAACAGCUUGAUCGAGCACCGAGACCUGAACCUCGAAAUCAAUCCCUUGAAGAAGGUGUACGAACAAAUGGUUACUCAGAUAGAAGAAGAGACCGGAACCCUUCCGCCAAAUUUACCGAGAGGUGUUCCGCCCGAGGUCGCAUCCGCCAAUCAGGACGUACAGGCCAUCAUUGCCCCACGACUUACGAUGCUCAUGGAGAUCGCCAACAGCUUCUUGUUAACUAUCAUCGAGAGCAUGGAAACCGUUCCCUACGGUAUUCGUUGGAUCUGUAAACAGAUUCGCAGUCUUACCAGACGUAAAUAUCCGGACGCCACGGACUAUGCUAUCUGCUCGCUCAUAGGAGGAUUCUUCUUCCUUCGUUUCAUCAAUCCAGCUGUAGUAACGCCGCAAGCUUAUAUGCUCGUGGAUGGUGUCCCUGCAAAGCACCCGCGUCGAACAUUGACUUUGAUAGCAAAGAUGUUACAAAAUUUGGCCAACAAGCCAUCUUAUGCCAAGGAAGCGUAUAUGGCCUCUCUUAAUCCAUUUGUGGAGAAUAACAAAGCUCGUAUAAAUCUUUUCCUCAAUAAUCUCUGCGAGGUCGGAGACUUUUAUGAUACACUGGAGAUGGAUCAAUAUAUGGCCUUGUCUAAGAAAGAUCUUAUGAUACAUAUUACGUUGAAUGAGAUGUACAACACUCAUUCGCUACUGACGCAACACGCGAAUGUUCUUGCACCCAACGAAAAGCAGCAUCUGCGCAUCCUCCUUGAUGAGUUGGGGGCAGCUCCAGCCCAGGUUCCCCGCAAGGAAAAUCGAACGUUGGAUCUUUCCUUGUUCAGUCGCUGGGAAACACCCAUUCAAGAUAUCACGACAGCUCUAAUGGCGGAAAAUAAUGUUACACAAAACGAAAUUCUGUACAUGGAAACCAAGUCUAUUUUUGUGCAGCUCAUUCGCUCCAUCCCUCACGCUGCCGACAAACGACCCAUCAACCUUUCGGGAAUUGCGGAAAAAGCAGCAACAUCCAAAGAUGCGACGCUUGUACGCAAAGGCAUCAAGGUGAAAGAAAUGUUAAGAGAACUAGAAGAGUUGAAAGUUGUCGAUCGCAAAGACGACUACAAGUUGAUGCAAGAAGAA
This is a messenger RNA of Acaulospora colombiana, 1458 nucleotides long. Lineage: Eukaryota; Fungi; Glomeromycota; Glomeromycetes; Diversisporales; Acaulosporaceae. The record is from the annotation of a GenBank genome assembly.